This is a messenger RNA of Microthlaspi erraticum, 1998 nucleotides long. NCBI's taxonomy places the organism in Eukaryota, Viridiplantae, Streptophyta, Magnoliopsida, Brassicales, Brassicaceae. The record is from the annotation of a GenBank genome assembly.
AUGCAGCAGCUCCCACCAGUACAGAAUCAACACCUGGUGGGCCCAGGCGGCGAUGCUCACAGGGGCGCACCGAUGCAGCACAUGCCGAUGAUGCGUCAGCCCUCAGCCUCUUCUUCUAAUAUGAAUCCUGACUACUACCAUCCCUCUGGCCAAAAUCAAUUCGAGCAUUAUAUAGACAAUUCUGUGGCCAAACGAAUGCGAAAGCAUACACAGAGAAGAGCUGUUGAUUAUACGAGCACCGUUGUGAGAUAUAUUGAGGCUCGAACAUGGCAGAGAGACUCAAGGGAUAUGACUUCUUUGCAACCAACCCCUGCUGCAGCAGUUGAUAUGCUUCCCACAGUUGCUUAUUCAGAUAAUCCAUCCACAAGUUUUGCGGCAAAGUAUGUUCACACAUCUGUAAACAAGAAGCGGUUUUCAAUCAACUGUGUAGUGUGGACACCUUCAGGAAGACGUCUUAUCACAGGCUCCGAUAGUGGGGAGUUUACUCUUUGGAAUGGGCAAUCUUUCAACUUUGAAAUGAUUCUUCAGGCACAUGACCUACCUAUAAGGUCAAUGGUUUGGAGCCACAAUGACAAUUACAUGGUCUCUGGCGAUGAUGGAGGCACAAUAAAGUAUACUCCCAUUCCACCCCUCGAGAAUAACAUGAACAAUGUGAAAGCCAAUAAAUCUGCUCACAAGGAAUCAGUUCGUGGUUUAAGUUUCUGUAAAACAGAUUUGAAGUUCUGCUCGUGUUCUGAUGAUAAAACUGUUAAAGUGUGGGAUUUUGGCAAGUGCAUUGAAGAACGCUCAUUAAGUGGCCAUUUUGGGGAUGUCAAGUGCGUUGACUGGCACCCCACAAAGUCCCUACUAGUUUCUGGUGGAAAAGACUAUCUUGUCAAACUCUGGGAUGCUAGAACUGGGACAGAGCUUUGCUCACUUCAUGGUCACAAAAACGUGGUGCUUAGUGUGAAGUGGAACCAAAAUGGCAAUUGGCUUUUAACAGCCUCGAAAGAUCAAGUAAUCAAGCUGUAUGAUAUAAGGACGAUGAAGGAGCUUGAAUCCUUUCGUGGACACAAGAAAGAUGUUACAUCAUUGGCGUGGCAUCCCUUCCAUGAAGAAUAUUUUGUCAGUGGGAGCGCUGACGGAGCCAUUUGCCAUUGGAUUGUGGGGCAUGAAAACCCGCAGAUUGAAAUCCCAAAUGCUCAUGAUAGUAAUCCAAAAGAUAACAACAGUGUCUGGGAUCUUGCAUGGCAUCCUAUUGGAUAUCUUCUUUGCAGUGGUAGCAAUGAUCACAAUACCAAGUUCUGGUGCAGAAAUAGGCCCGGAGAUAAUCCCCGAGAUGUAACUACGCAGAACCAAGGCUAUAAUGAACAAGGUUUUGGCAACCGCCUGCCUGAUAAUUUCCAGUCAUCUGAGGCAUUGCCAGCAUUUGUUCCUGGGCUGACACGGAAUGAAGGGACCAUCCCAGGGAUAGGAAUCGCAAUGCCAUUUGAUGCAUCGUCUCAAGGGGAACACAAGCAGCCUCUUGCAUUGGGGCCUCCUCCGCUGCCACCUGGUCCCCACCCAUCGCUGGUUGGGAGUAGCCAGCAGCAAGGGUACCAGCAACAGCACCACCAAGGCCGUCCCCAGCAAAUGCCUCCAAUGGGCAAUAUGCCUCAUCAUCUUCAGCUACCACCAUCAUCUCAUAUGCCAUUGCACCCUCAUCCUCAUCAUCCUCGGCCUAUGCAAAUGCCUCCUCAAGGCCACAUGCCGCCUUCCUCAAUGGCGAUGUCUCAUCAGAUGCCCGGAUCAAUGGGAAUGCAAGGGGGCAUGAAUCCGCAAAGUCAUUAUAUGGGUGCUCCUUCGGGAGUAUAUCAAGGACCACCAAGCAGUGGUGGACCCCAAAUGUAUCCCCAAGGACGUGGCUUCAACCGUCCACAAAUGAUGCCUGGCUUCAACAACCCUUUCCAACAGCAGCAGCAGCCGCAGCCGCCUCUACCUGCAGGUCCUCCGCCGAACACAAAUCAGUCACAUCAGUAG